AUGGUACGAUACUCCUCUGUUCCCUGGAGCAGAUUCCCGCUGCCAUCCUUCGGCCCGGCCCACUUCUGUUGGAGUUGUGGCGACUAUAGGUUUCGAUCUCUCUUUGCGACGUUUGUGCGACGCACGCUACCCGCCCCACGUUGCGCCCCUGGCGCUUGGCGGCGCCUCGGCGGCUCCCCUCCUUGCCCGGGCUUCCGAUCCCGCCGUGAUCCCGCGGUUUCCGCCGCCGGCAGCCGAAAAAAACGCUUCCCCUUACGCGUUCCUCCUCUGCCCUCGGCUCCCCUCGGUGUCUCCCUUGCUAAGAGCGGGAAAUCUCCAAGUCGCGGCGUUAGCGGGAACGAAACCCCUAACACCGGCGGUUAUGGCCCACGCAGGUGUCCCCUGGGCCCACAAGAGGCAUUGUUACGACAAGAGAACGACUCACGCUGGGAUGUCAGUCGCAAAUCAAGACCGCACAAUUGA
Molecule: messenger RNA, 462 nt
Organism: Lachancea fermentati
Lineage: Eukaryota; Fungi; Ascomycota; Saccharomycetes; Saccharomycetales; Saccharomycetaceae
Source: the annotation of a GenBank genome assembly